CGACCGAGAGAGUGAGGCAGAAAAAGCGAGGUGAUCAUGGAGGAGGACCGCGGGGAGCAGAUGAGACCUUUACUGACUAUGCGACAUGAUGAAGAAGCUAUUGUGGAUUUGGGAAAAACGAGUACAAUUGUCAAUACAAACUUUGAGAAAGAAGAACUAGAGAGUCAUCGGGCAGUCUACGUAGGGGUUCAUGUUCCUCUUGGUAGACAAAGCCGAAGGCGACACAAGCAUCGUGGUCAUAAGCAUCAUCACAAGAAAAAGGGAAAAGAGAAGGAUUCUGAUAAAGACGAUGGAAGAGAGUCUCCGUCCUAUGAUACCCCAUCUCAACGUGUCCAGUUUAUCCUGGGGAUAGAGGAUGAUGAUGAGGAGCAUAUGCCACAUGAUCUCUUUACAGAACUGGAUGAACUUUGCUUCCGUGAUGGAGAGGAUUGUGAGUGGAAAGAAACUGCCCGAUGGUUGAAGUUUGAGGAGGAUGUAGAAGAUGGUGGGGAGCGAUGGAGUAAACCAUAUGUGGCUACCCUGUCUUUACAUAGUCUGUUUGAGUUGAGAAGCUGCAUACUAAAUGGGACUGUCAUGUUGGAUAUGAGAGCUAGCACCACGGAGGAGAUAGCAGAUAUGGUACUGGACAACAUGAUAGCAUCUGAUCAGCUGGAUAAAAGCAUGCGAGACAAAGUGAAGGAAGCACUAUUGAAAAAACAUCAUCACCAGAGCGAAAAGAAACUGAGUAAUCGAAUUCCUAUCGUCCGUUCCUUUGCAGAUAUAGGCAAGAAACAUUCUGAUCCUCACUUGCUUGAGCGAAAUGGGGAAGGCCUUUCUGCCUCCCGCCUUUCACUUCGUGCUGGUCUUUCUUCUUCAAGCCUUUCGUUAAGAGGAAGUUCUCUUUUCACUGUUCCAUUUGGCUCCUUUCUGCCUGGUUCCAAGGGUGGAUCAUUAGCAGGUUCAAGGUGUGCAAGUCCUGUUCCCACCCCUCAAAACACGCCACCCUCCACUCCAAAACUGGAGCAUCGCUGUCAGGGUCAAAGUCAGUUGCUGGUGUCUUGUGUCGGUGAGGAUAUUCCUGAUGUAAUAGUUCAUCCCCCUGAUGAAGAAUUUGAGGUGCAAGAAGGACAGGUGAAAGCACACGAAGAAUGUGAUGACCGUAAAGCAGGACUUUUAGCAUCCCCCCAAUCUGCACCAGGUAUCUUGGAGACUAAGAGCAUUGAAAAAACAAUGGGUAAUAGCGCAAGUAGAGAAAACAGCACAGUGGACUUCAGCAAGGUGGACAUGAAUUUCAUGAAAAAGAUUCCACCUGGUGCUGAGGCUUCCAAUGUCUUGGUGGGAGAAGUGAACUUCCUUGAGAGACCCAUCAUUGCCUUUAUUCGUCUGUCGCCUGCUAUUCUUCUUACAGGACUUACAGAAGUUCCAAUUCCCACCAGGUUUUUAUUUCUUAUGUUGGGGCCAUCUGGUAAAGCACAGCAAUACCAUGAAAUUGGUAGAUCAAUAGCUACCCUAAUGACAGAUGAGGUUUUCCACGAUGUUGCUUAUAAAGCAAAAGAUCGAACAGACCUGCUGGCAGGAAUAGAUGAAUUUUUAGAUCAAGUUACUGUUCUUCCACCAGGAGAGUGGGAUCCUUCAAUCCGAAUUGAACCACCAAAAAAUGUUCCUUCGCAGGAAAAACGGAAGUGCCCCCCUCCCCUUCCAAAUGGUCCACCAAUUUCCAGUGGAACCACAAAUCAUGAAGAGCAUCACACUGGGCCAGAACUUGAACGCACUGGAAGGUUCUUUGGUGGCUUAAUUCGUGACAUCAAAAGAAAAUCGCCAUUCUAUUUGAGUGACUUCAAAGACGCACUUAGCCUGCAGUGCUUAGCAUCUAUUCUUUUCCUGUACUGUGCCUGCAUGUCCCCUGUCAUCACAUUUGGAGGGUUACUAGGGGAAGCUACUGAUAACAAUAUAAGUGCAAUAGAAUCUCUCUUUGGGGCUUCAAUGACAGGAAUUGUGUAUUCCUUAUUUUCUGGACAGCCGCUUACAAUUUUGGGAAGUACAGGACCUGUAUUGGUGUUUGAAAAAAUACUAUUCAAGUUAUGCAAGGAAUAUGAACUUUCGUAUCUCUCGCUUCGUGCCAGUAUUGGACUCUGGACUGCAUUGCUGUGCAUAAUGUUGGUUGCCACUGAUGCAAGUAGCCUAGUUUGCUACAUAACGCGCUUCACAGAGGAAGCCUUUGCUGCUCUUAUUUGCAUUAUAUUCAUAUAUGAAGCACUGGAAAAGCUCUUUACUUUGGGAAAGAAGUUUCCAUUUAAUAUGCAGAAUAAUCCAGAAACACUUACCCAAUACUCGUGUGCCUGUAUUGAACCAUCUAAUCCUUCCAACCGAACCCUUGAUAUCUGGUAUCGAGAAAAUAUAUCUGCAGAUAGCAUUUCAUGGAGGAAUCUUACAGUUUCAAAAUGUCAAAGAUAUGGUGGAAUGUUUGUUGGACCAGCAUGUGGACAAAAUGGACCCUACGUUCCUGAUGUCCUCUUCUGGUCAAUUAUUUUAUUUUUUGCAACGUUUUUUCUCUGCUCCUUCCUGAAGCAAUUCAAAACCAAACGUUAUUUCCCAACAAAGGUGCGAGCCAUUAUCAGUGAUUUCGCGGUGUUUCUUACCAUACUAAUUAUGGUAUUGAUUGACUUUCUUGUCGGAGUCCCUUCGCCAAAGCUUAAAGUACCUGACAAGUUUGAGCCUACUGGAAAACAUCGUGGUUGGUUUAUAGACCCGCUUGGAGGUAACCCUUGGUGGACACUGCUUGCUGCUUUUGUACCAGCAUUGUUAUGCACAAUCCUUAUUUUCAUGGAUCAACAGAUCACUGCAGUUAUUGUUAAUAGAAAAGAGCACAAGCUGAAGAAAGGUUGUGGUUAUCACCUUGAUUUGUUGAUGGUUUCUAUUAUGCUGGGAGUAUGCUCAAUUAUGGGUCUUCCCUGGUUUGUGGCUGCCACUGUUCUCUCCAUCAGUCAUGUCAAUAGCUUAAAAGUGGAAUCGGAAUGCUCAGCACCAGGUGAACAACCCAAAUUCCUCGGCAUUCGAGAACAGAGAGUUACAGGCUUACUGAUAUUCGUCCUAAUGGGAUUGUCUGUUUUUAUGACUUCUGUUCUGAAGUUUAUCCCAAUGCCAGUGCUCUAUGGGGUCUUCCUCUACAUGGGCGUUUCUUCCUUGAAAGGCAUUCAGUUUUUUGAUCGUAUAAAGCUGUUUGGGAUGCCUGCAAAACACCAGCCUGACUUAAUCUACCUGCGCUAUGUUCCACUGUGGAAAGUUCAUAUCUUCACAGUUAUUCAGCUUAGCUGUCUUGUUAUUCUCUGGGUUAUCAAGAUUACAGCUGCUGCAGUUGUCUUUCCCAUGAUGGUUCUCGCUCUGGUGUUUAUCCGGAAACUUUUGGACUUCUGUUUUACAAAACGAGAACUUAGCUGGUUGGAUGAUUUAAUGCCAGAGAGCAAAAAGAAGAAAUUGGAAGAUAUGCAGAAAAAGAAGAAAGAAACUGAGGAAGCUCAAAGAAUGCUUGAAGUUGCAGAAAGUGGAACAGUACAACUCCCCUUAGAGGGUGGCAAUAUUCUGAAGAUUCCAGUGAAAAGUAUUAAGUACAGCCCAGACGAUCCUUCAGUCGUAAACAUAUCUGAUGAAAUGGCCAAAACUGCUGUGUGGAAGGCUCUUGCUGUUAAUGCUGAGAAUGCAAAAGUUGUAAAACUUGAAGCAAGUCCUGAAUGUACUACAGAUAUCCAAAUAAACAUUGAAGAGGUGCCUCCAAGAAAUGUCCUUGAUGCAGAAACAUCUGUAUGAAACAAGCUACGUCUUGAUUAAUCUAGAAAAACUUCUUUUUAUGAAAACUACUACUUGAGCCACAGCCAAACCUCUGGAUCCUUUGCAGGAAAAAGAAGUGUGUUGGACCUAAUCAGUGUCUCAGUCAGAGUGAAAUUCUGACCAAGGUUGUUUUACCUUUGUACUAUUGUCAACUGCAAUGCUAGCUACUGUUUGAGUCUUUACUUAUUAUUCAAUUUACAAUUUUUGGCAUAAGGUUAUGGAAAGUAAACAAGCAAUAAUCUAUGAGAAGUUAUUUUAAAAUUAAAAUCUGCUUACCAACAUUUGAUUUGCUUGAUGAUGGCAGAUGUACCAUUUUUAAAAAAUGAAAAAUAGCACAUGAUGAUCACAAGUAUACUGUUGAUACAAAAUAUAUUGCUUAUUGACAUUCACACUCCAUGUGAUAACCAGUAGGUAAUAAGAUCUUCAACCAAAUGCUCGAAUCUCUGUCUUUAUUGGUCAUUGAUCCUUCAGAGUUUUGUUGCUACUGAAUAACAAUGAGCUAGCAGGUGGUAAUAAGUGUUGUGAUAGAAGAGGUAUGUAAAUUGGUAUUAUAUCUGAAGGGUGUGCAUCUGUUUACUAUACUGGUGUAAUACUGGGGUUGGUUGCUAUCCUUUUAUUUACAAAAUGGUGCACCGGUUUUGCAAAACUGAUUUGAGACUGUCUGCAUCUGAACUGUUUACAUGUAACUUUAUUCAACAUGGUAUACUGUAGGCUUUAUUUAGCAUUGCAGUGUUAUGUUUUAUUUAUUUAUAUUUAGCCUCAAGUUUAUUCAGAAAUUUCCACACUAUAUGGAAUUUAAAGAAGAUUUGGCUAAUUUUAUAAAGAUUGUUCUAGUAUUUUUGUCUUUGUACUUUAGAUAUGUAGAGUGACCACUUUCUAUGGGCAGUACUGUAGUUAUAGUAUUAGAUCAGUAAUUCUAGAGCCAUCUCAGGAAAUCAGAAUCUUCCCAUUGAUCCAUAUUGCCAUGCUUUAACACAAUUUGUGAAGUUGUUUUGUCUUCCAGAUCAGAUGAAAGUUUUAAAAAUAUUUCCUUUGGCCAGCCAUUUUGUUUUCAAAUGAGGCAAGUUAAUUUAUCUUUAGAUAAAAACACAAUGCCAGUGCAACACAAAGAACUGUAUUCAUCAUUUGCAUUGAAUCAUUGCAAAAUAAUAGCCAAACAGCCAAAACACAGAAAUGGUAAUAUUGUGAAACAUUUGUUUUGUAUUCCAAUACUGAUUAUAUAGUUAAACAUAUGGCAAGUUUUGCGGAUAUAUUCAGUAAACCAAUUUUCUGCUAUUUUAUUAAAUGUACAAAUUGUAAUCACUGUAAUUGAAUAAUUGAGUUUGCAUUACAUAAGAAGGGAUGUGAAUUAUAGAAACUUAUUUUAAUCGAGUGUCAGUUGGUGAACUGAAGUUUUCUAUUUAAUUUUUUUAGGUUACUCUAAAUAGUAUUGUGUUGAUACUGUUGAUCGUUAGAUGCUAAAUACAGUAUGAGAUUUUAACAGUUUGAAAAACUGGUUUCUGACGGGGACAGUUUUGUCCCAUUUUUUGUUUUUUUUUAAAUCUGCAGUUAACGGUAAUUUUAUGUCUUCCUAUGUUCUGCUUAUUUAAUCACAGAACAAAUACAAUCCCUAGUAUUCAUCAAUUUUCAUAAAAUUGUCUAAGUUCAGAAAAUUAUGGUUAAAGUUUUUAUGACUAUUUCUAAGUACAGUAGUGAUUUCAUUUAUUUUUGUAAGGACACCCAAAGCAAUGUAAAAAUGUUACAGUAGUCCAUGUCUUAGUUUAAAUGAUAUGUGUAUAACCCCCAGAUUUUGUUUUCUUUCAAGGCCAUUGUCCUGCCUUUAAUUGAAUAUUAGAGGAGAAUAACUAUUUUUUGUAAUGUCUUACCUGUUAAUAAAAGCAAUAAAGUCUUUUAUUGUACCAAA
Messenger RNA from Hemiscyllium ocellatum (epaulette shark), 5707 nucleotides. Its product is annotated as sodium bicarbonate cotransporter 3-like. Gene Ontology annotation, biological process: transmembrane transport; monoatomic anion transport; regulation of intracellular pH. The record is from RefSeq and is a predicted model, not a curated record. Gene Ontology annotation, cellular component: apical plasma membrane; plasma membrane; basolateral plasma membrane. The coding region runs from base 37 to 3783 and encodes 1248 amino acids. The transcript has 26 exons. Gene Ontology annotation, molecular function: solute:inorganic anion antiporter activity; sodium:bicarbonate symporter activity; monoatomic anion transmembrane transporter activity. Lineage: Eukaryota; Metazoa; Chordata; Chondrichthyes; Orectolobiformes; Hemiscylliidae.